Messenger RNA from Musa acuminata AAA Group (dessert banana), 1010 nucleotides. RefSeq names its product putative gamma-glutamylcyclotransferase At3g02910. The transcript has a single exon. The record is from RefSeq and is a predicted model, not a curated record. Bases 139 to 672 code for a protein of 177 amino acids. Gene Ontology annotation, cellular component: cytosol. Lineage: Eukaryota; Viridiplantae; Streptophyta; Magnoliopsida; Zingiberales; Musaceae. Gene Ontology annotation, molecular function: gamma-glutamylaminecyclotransferase activity.
GGACCCACAAGACGGGUCCAAUAACCGCGCGGGUAGAUUUGGAGAAAUCGACUCACGGCAAGCGGUCUCCUUUCUUAAAUAGGCCCAGCCAAGAGAGUUGGAUCCGUACGUGGUGGAGGAGGUGAUUGAUCUUGAUCGAUGGGGGCGAACGGGAGUAAGGAAGGGCGGCGGCGGCGGCUGGUGUUCACCUACGGUACGCUCAAGCGCGGCUUCGCCAACCACGGCCUCAUGCAGGACCUGAUCCGCACCGGGGACGCCGCAUUCGUGGGCACUGCCCACACCGCCGGCCGCCUCCCCCUCGUGUGCGGACCCUACCGCGUCCCUUUCCUCCUCGACCUCCCCGGCGCCGGCGAGCACGUCUUCGGCGAGCUCUACGCCGUCUCCCCCCGGGCCCUCGCCCGCAUGGACGACCUAGAGGGCACCCGCAAGGGCCACUACGAGCGUCUCCCCAUCUCCGUCGUCGUCGACGGCGAGGGCCAGAAGGAGGCGGAGGCGGAGGCGUACUAUGCGCACCGGAGCUACGCGGGGGUGAUGUGGAGGCGGUGCGGGGAGAUGGGUUACAAGGUGUACUCGGAGAAGGAGGCUAAGGGGUAUGUGAGACGCAAGGAUCGGCCCCACGACAUCACUUUCCUUGACCAGAUCCGCAUCUUCAUCGCCUCGCCCCAGACGUAAGAUCAUCUACUCCCUUUCUCUCCUCUCUCUCUCUCUCUCUCUCUCGCUUCCCUCGGCCUCCCAUGAGAUGGAACUUGUAUUGCUCUAGUUUUAGUUCGGAGUAUCUUGUGUCAAGCGCAUCACUCUAUUGAAGGAUGUGCGAUCUUGUGAUGGGCAAUCACGAGAGAGUUCAACAUCCCUGUUUCAUUCUAUGAAGCAAUUUGGUUUGCUCUGUGACUUUGUCAUUGCUGAAUGUUACGAAUUGAGUGGAGCGGGAGCGGUCAUGCAUGCGAUCAUGGUGGAUUCUCAGCUGUGGUCUUCUCCCCUGGAUUCGUCCAUUGCCUAGCAGCAGCGGCUUC